Messenger RNA from Aspergillus japonicus CBS 114.51, 1695 nucleotides. Its product is annotated as glutathione S-transferase family protein. The coding region runs from base 27 to 1601 and encodes 524 amino acids. Lineage: Eukaryota; Fungi; Ascomycota; Eurotiomycetes; Eurotiales; Aspergillaceae. The record is from RefSeq and is a predicted model, not a curated record. The transcript has 4 exons.
CUUAAACUCACAACAGACAAGACACAAUGGUCCAACCUCUGGAGAUCCGGUUCCUCGUAACCGACCCCAACGCAUGGAGUAUAAUCACCAUCGCCGAGGAACUCGCAAUCCCAUAUACAAUCCACACCCACCAAAAUCCGUCACAUCGCUCACCAAAUAUCAUCCCAUCGACCCCAGAGCUCCCAACCCUCACAGACCCCAACACGCAAACCACCCUCUUCCACGCCAACCCGAUCAUCCAAUACCUCGUCGACCACUACGACCGCACAAAUCUCCUAAGCCAUGCCACUACCACCACGGAGAAACACCUCCUAAACCAAUGGUUGCAUCUGCAGACGACGCUGAGCUCCAGCUCCCACUCCCAAACCCACACCAUCCUAGCAACGCUGAACACCGCCCUGACGAACAAGUCCUGGCUCGUGGGCGAGCGCUGUAGCCAUGUCGAUUUGGCGUUUCUACCGGGUCUUCAUAGUCUUGCUUCUUCGGACGGGGCCCUGGGGUUGGAGCCGAGGGCGUAUCCGUUUGUCGCGGCGUGGGUGGGGAGGAUGGAGACGAGGGCGGCGUGGGGGAGGGUUCUUGCUGUGCGGGCGGGGUUGGUGCGGGACGCGGGUGCGGUAGAGCCUGAAGAAGAGGGGGGGCUGUUGGAUGGGGAGAGUGAGUGGGAGGAGAUUGAGGGCUGUUCGAUUGGGGUCAAGGAGGAUUUGGGGGCGGAUGUAUCCGUUCAAGCUGUGGCGGUUGAGGCUGCGGUGAGAAUCCAGGAGAUUGAUGAUGCUGCUGAUGAUGACGAUGACGAUGAAAGAGAGGGCAUCCUGCCGUGCGCUGCUGGAUUCGCGCUGCAGAGAGUAUCCACACCCCGCCAGGUGCACCGCACCGAUGACGAGGAGAGGGAGGGCAUUCUCCCGUGUGCGGCGGUCGCGUUGCAUGCUCAUGCUCAUGCAGCCCCGAGUCAAAUGAGGAGUGGCGAGGACGAAGACAGGGAGGGAAUCCUCCCGUGCGGCGCUUUCGGCGCGCACGCGAGGCAGUCUUCAACCGGGACGACAGUCGUCAUGGGUAAUGGUGACGAUGAGCAGGAGGGAAUCCUCCCGUGCGGUGCUUUCGGGGGUCACGCGCAGCACAUAUCACUGAAGCCGACCACGACAGCCGAGGUUCACGAUGACGACGACGGCGACGAUGAAAGAGAAGGCAUGCUGCCCUGCACUGUGAUCGGGCUUCAUUCGGAGCACCUUCCCUCGAAGGGGACAGUGGUUGAAAGUGAGGGUGAGAGCGACGACGAGAAGGAGGGAUUCCUCCCGUGCGGAGCUUUCAGGGCCCACACGCAGCAUGCACCCGCUACCACAGAGGUCGAAGACUCUGAUGUCGACGACGAUAUGAAAGAGGGCAUUCUCCCGUGCGGUGCUUUCGGCUCACAUACUGAGCACGUACUCUCUCCCGCAGGGGUCGAGGAUGACGACGACGACGACGACGACGACGAGGAGAAGGAAGGCAUGCUCCCCUGCGCCGGCAUCGGGAUGCCGCCGCCGUACGCAACGUGCACUGCCGAGGAGGAUGAUUUUGAGCGAGAAGGCAUGCCUCCCUGCUCUCUGAUGGGGAUGGUAUACUAAGCGUGCCAUGAAACGAAGAACCGUCCGUGUGCUGAACAGAUUGCUAUAGCCAGCGCGACGAUAAUUGUAUAAUGCGAACAUGAUAUCAUUCCCA